AUGGACGUGGUGAUAAAGGAUACUCUUGAUGGCAACAACGGCGAUAAUAACGAUGACAUCCAGGUCACGGAUUCGAGUACUAUGGAUAAAAGCCGCGUUUCAGAAUUGGGAUCGGUGAAGACAUCAGUGCCAGAAGAACCAUCGGAAGAACCGAAACUCGACGAAAAUGUACAUGCCGCUCUGAAGCAGAUAGCAACAGCGCCACUGUCUAGUGAAGAUCAAUCUAAUACGGAAUCAGCUCCUGAUCCGACUAGUAAGAACGAGGAAUCUCACACGGAGCUGCCAAUAUCCUCUACUUCCGCUGAUCUUGUUGAAGCAGAUGAAGUGACAAAAGCGAAGAAUGAACAAUUACCAGUUGGUAAAAGCCUUCAAGCCCCAGUGGAUGCUAAUAAUGACGAUGUUGAGGUGAAAAAAUUCGUACCUACAGAUCAAAGUGAGGCUGUUGAGGUGGAGAGCAAUGGACAACCAUGUAUUCAAGAAGCUCAACUGCGGGACGAAGACUCGUCAGUAGCAAAUACUGGUGAUGAAGACGUAGAUGAAGUCGAUUUAACACCAGAUCAGAGCACAGAGUCUUUCCCUACCAAGCCAUCAGGUUUCUUGGAGUCGUUGACAGCGGAUUUCGCGCCAGACACGAAAGUAAUGUGGGCCCAAAUCUUUGGACCUCGCUACGAAGAUGACGACGAAGCAGCAUAUUUUCAAGAAGACAACCAAUCCAAUGCUGGCAGCAGCCGAGAAUCCGUCUCAUCGAAGAGCUCGUUACAGGCCAAACUGGCGCGUGAGCGAAAACUCGACGAACAAAUCCAAGCAAGUCAGCGACGAUAUCGAGAGCGGGUACUGCGACAGGAAGCUGCAAAUAAUACGGCAACGAGGAGAGGCCGAGUCAGGAGUUCUCGGCGUUCUCAAGCGCAGAUUCCGACUGUUUCUCCCUUUGAACAAGCGGGUCUUUCAUUGACACAAAUCCGGUUUUGCACGGAGAAAGCACUGGAUGAAACUAUCAAAUGUUUUCGCCAUCUUCACGCUGCGGCACUUGAAGAAACUGAAGAUCCCGACCAGCCACUCACUCAAGGAAUUUACAUAACCCAAGCGGAACUCGAUCAUUUACUUCGAGAAUUGUUUGAUCCUCAAGAAUUAGAACGUUCUAAAACAAGGACUCGUAAAGGAACAAUUGUCGCUCCUUUGGACUUUACCCAAAAUGGUGGCGUGUCAAUGAAUGUACUACUACAAGCGAGCUGGUUUAUACCAUUCGGACAAUUACAGCAACUUCGAAGCCUCGUCAUGAAGAUUACAAAGCGGCAUCUGAACGAGGAGAAGCUAGCGAUCGUGAAUCGACAUCUUCAGAAACAAUUCACGUUGUUGCCACUUUCAGCGAAGCUCCAGAAUCUAGUACUACAGCUUUCUAAUUAUCAACUGAAAGAUCCUCUUCAAGCCUCGGUAUGGCCGGAAGGGAAUAAAUCAUCGGAAGAACUCGCGCAAGAUCUGCUCAGAUGUAUCGCAGUGAAUGAAGAUGUAGCUAUGACUGGGUCUGAAGAUUACAAGAAUUCUGUGCUCUUUAUGCCGGUCGAACAUGUAGUGAAUAUGAAGCUUCCCAGUGUUGUUUGUGCUCAACGACUUGUGUUUUACCGGUACUUAAUCGAUAUCGUAGCAGCAGAGAGAAUUCGAGUACAUUCAAAGACAGCAGAGUUACAGGAACCGCCAGUUCAAUCUCCAGCUAGACGGAAAUCAACAACUGGCCGACGAAAAAGCUCAACGAAGAGGAAAUUAGUUCAGCACGCACCAGAAUCGGAGGCUACUACUCGGAGUUGUGAACAACCAGUAGAUAACGAAGAGACCGCAACGAUUCGAUCAGAGCAUGAGAGUUUGCCUAGCGCAUCGGAGGCAGACGGAGUUAGCGACACACCAGCUGAAGAGGAUAUAUUCGAGCUUCCCGAACAGGUCGGCGAUGAAUGCGAGAAACCUGCUAGUCAACUGCAACAACAACUCGAAUCAGCGAUAGCCCAACUCCGACAAACUCUACCCAAUAUUGAUUCGGAUGCCGACUUGAACCCUGCAAUUAGAGCCACAUAUCUCGCGGCUGCGGCGUGCCAUGAAAGUGUGCUCCUGAUGCUUGACAACAAUAUCGACGUUGAUGCUGCCAUGUCAAACAAACUCCGACACUUUAUCGAGGCGUUGGAAAGUAUCCAAGCUACCGAGCAAAUAGUUACGACUGCUCCAGUGGAAGUUGAAGGCCUGGAUCAUCAACUGCGUGAUCCACCGAGAUUCCCACCUCCAUACCCGGAGUCAACGGUAUCUGAAGAAGAAGAUAGCAAAAGUGAGACCAGCACCUUACAGCAGCAGUUCCCUCCACCAUAUGCAAUAACGUCGCCGUCGUACUGGACGUUCACGCCUUCAAUUCCUGAGCCUAAGUCGAGCAUCUCCAAACUAGCGAGUAAGUCGGCCACCAACAAAUCCGUCGACCUCCGAUCCCAAUUCUUGUCAAAGGAGUCACCAGGUGUGGGCGCGUACAACGUUGAGAAGGGCGAGAAUCUCACUUUCCAACGAAAACCGAGCUACUCAUUUGGACCGACUGAGGGUGAUAGAGACAGAAAAGCCCCAAAUGCUUUGCUAUCUAAUGGAAGUACCGGGAAGCGCAGCUCAAGAUCAACACUACGCCAACGGAUGAAGACUUCGUUUGAGUUUGUGCCUCGAACGGAUCAUUCAGCAGAAAAUAAUGGCAUCGAUUUUAACACAAGUACCAGAGUUCACGUUGACUCGAAGUUCGAGGAUAGUCAUAUUGGAACCAACGGCGAUCUAUUCAACGAUCUCCCACCAGAUUACAACGAAGGAGAUGCAAAUGAAGCUUCUGAAGAGAAAGCAGGAGGUAGUGACGAGACUGAAAUGGACCGAGCGCUGCGCCUGCAGCAACGUAUUUUCAUGGACGAAUUCGUGCACCAAGUGAUGUCGAAUCAAGAUUCGCACACACGUUUCGUUCCUCGAGGUAAACAAAACACCACGAAUGCUAACCUUUCCAAGUCGCAACCGUACUGGGCCACCAGCGAGGUGUCCCCGGGCAUUGAGCGAUUGCUGAACAGACAACGACGAGCUCCGACUGCCAACAAGUUCCGCCCGUCCUCAGCUUCCACCGCACCCAUUCGAACAACCAACCGCGUCGCGAAGAAAGCACCUCCUCCUUUACGUCGACAGCUCGACAAUGAUCAGCAUCUCGCGUGGGCUGCACGCAUCAGUGAGCUGUAUCAACCUGCUGUACCCGCCCCGGAUCAGUAGCAGCAAGUACUAUUAUCACCUUUUUGAACCUCUUACAGCUAGUAAAAUUUUAGAAAUCCUUAACUAACGUGGAACAUGGAGAGGAAGAGCUGCAACUCCUUGGUGUCGUUCGACUUAGGCUCUUUAUCCUUCUGUGGCGGCUUGGCAUAAGUGUCUGACGCGUCUUCUU
Messenger RNA from Phytophthora nicotianae INRA-310, 3430 nucleotides. RefSeq lists its product as hypothetical. The transcript is spliced from 5 exons. NCBI's taxonomy places the organism in Eukaryota, Oomycota, Peronosporomycetes, Peronosporales, Peronosporaceae. The record is from RefSeq and is a predicted model, not a curated record. Bases 1 to 3261 code for a protein of 1086 amino acids.